AUGAAGUAUUUCGCAGCCCUAACCAUACUGGCCUUCACCACCAACGACAUCGCCCUCCCGGAGGCAAACCCCUACAAACACGUAUUCGCCUGGCCAGAGAAGCGCGCAGCCGCGCUCAAGCGCGAGGCCGUCCCGGGAGAAGGGUGGUGCCAAGACAUCAACCAGCCAUGCUGGAAGACAAAGACCGACACCGAGACCGAUACGGUGACGGCUAUCACGGAGACGACAAUAGAGACACAGAAACGAGACCCCGAAGCAAAGAAACCCUCAAAAUGCCUCACAACCUGGCCCGGCAGAAAACAAGGCUGGUGCCAGUCCGUAGGCCAAAGCUGCUGGAAAGUCAAACGCGCAGCAGACACCUUCGCCGUGGCCCUCGCAAAGGACGACCUCGUCGUCGACCGCGAGUCUCCGCAGGCCCUCGCCUCUCAUGCCCGGGGCGGCGCCGCGUACACGGCUAAGCGCGCGCUCAACGAGCUUGCCGACAUUGUUGCCGCUUCGCAGGAUGACCCGUUCUACUACUAUGGCGGGCUGGAUAUCGGGAACCACUUUGCGGCUGAUACGCCCGAGGCAGAGGCCGUUGUCGCGCGCCGAGACGUGGAGGCUGAGGGGGGUUGGUGCGAUAGGAAGCUUAUCGGGCAGCCGUGCUGGAAGCGCGAUGUUGAGACGAGUGGUGAUGACGUCUGUUCUGGCGAGAGGCGUUGGUGUAAUCGGCCUGGUGCACCGUGUGCUAUUGCGAGGCGCGCAGCCGAGGCACUGCUUGAUGCUAUUGAUGGCGUCGUCGACAGCGAGGAGGAGGGAAAUGAGGCUCAAGAUGCCGAGACCGAGGCCUUUUGCACCGGCCGUGAUCAGGAUUGCUGGACGCGGUCGGCUGAUCCCGCGGUGUGGAAGGCUUCUUGCGAUCUAAAGGCCAUGAAGGCUGCUGCGCGCGACCUGCUUGAGGCCGUUGCCUAG
This is a messenger RNA of Colletotrichum godetiae, 951 nucleotides long. RefSeq lists its product as uncharacterized. Bases 1 to 951 code for a protein of 316 amino acids. The transcript is spliced from 2 exons. NCBI's taxonomy places the organism in Eukaryota, Fungi, Ascomycota, Sordariomycetes, Glomerellales, Glomerellaceae. The record is from RefSeq and is a predicted model, not a curated record.